AUGGCAGAGUCCCAGCCUAUUGUCAACGAUGAUGAGCCGACGAAACAAGUGCAUCGAGAUUCGCAAACCGCCUCUGAAUUCAUCGAACAGCAAUUAUCACUCGAAGCCGACGCCCGAGAUACGCUACCAUACAAGUUUGACAGAUGCACAAAGGAUCUAGGACCCCUCCGGCAAGAUGUCUACGCCUGUCUGACCUGCAGCCCGCCACCUGCAUCUGCCGCACAACAGUACACUCCCGCCGGCAUAUGCUACUCAUGCUCCAUCGCCUGCCAUGGCGAUCAUAAUCUUGUUGAGCUGUUCAGUAGGCGCAACUUUGUCUGUGACUGCGGCUCAGCACGUUUUACGAACGGCAUGCCCUGUACUCUUCGAUCAGAUCCUGUCACUGGAGCACGAGGCGUUAGUGGCGAAGAGGCGGCGAAAGAGAAUCAGUACAAUCACAACUUUCGGAACCAAUUCUGUGCUUGUGGCGAGGAGUAUGAUGCCGACAAGGAGAAGGGUACCAUGUAUCAGUGCGCUGGCCUCGGUACUGUCGAGAAUGGCGGGUGCGGAGAGGACUGGUAUCAUCCUGAGUGCCUGAUGGGGUUGCCUAAAGAUUGGAGUGGAAAGGACGAGAGAAAGGAUGCCGCAGCCGCACCGGACGGCGAGGAGAAGGACCACGACCACCCUAAGCCCGAGGGCUUCCCAGACGACGACGAUUUCGAGGGCAUGAUCUGCUACAAAUGUGUCGAUGCCUAUCCCUGGUUGAAGGCAUAUGCCGGCACCGAAGGCUUCCUCCCACCAGUAUUUCACAAAGCGGCUUCCGACCCAGCUCCCAUAUCAUCAGAAAGGCCGAAUCUUAAGCGGAAAGCGUCUGAUGACGCCGAUGAAGACGCCUCUGCAAUAGCUCGUGCGGGUAGCCCGGUCAAACGCGUCAAAGAAGAGAACAUAACGACCUCUACGGACAAGUCAUCCGUGGCUGUCACCACCAGCGCCGCAGCCACUCUGACUCCUGCCACCGAUCCCACUCCAGUACCGUCCCACAAGCACACUCGCCUGCCCGCCAUUCCACCCACCUCCCAACUCACACUUUUCCUCCGCGAGGACUUCCGCGACCACCUCUGCCACUGCCCCGCCUGCUACCCAAACCUCAUUCCCCACCGCGUCCUCCGCGAAGAAGAGUCCGUCUACGCCCCCUCCCUCUCCUCAGACUCACCCUCCCAUCCGAAUGGCGCGACUAACCACUCCGCCGGCUCAACCGGCACGCGCUCCAUCCUGGAAAGGGGCGAAUCUGCUCUCAACAACAUCGAUCGCGUCCGAGCCAUUGAGGGCGUGAUGGCGUACAACCAUCUGAAGGAUAAAGUCAAGACGUUCUUGCAGCCGUUCGCGGAGAGUGGGAAGGUAGUGAGUGCGGAGGAUGUCAAGGCGUAUUUUGAGGGAUUGAGGGGUGACAGUGAGGGGAUUAGGGAGGCGCGGGAGAAGCCGACAGAGGACGAGAAUGAGACCGGGGGUGAUGGCAGGAGAGAACAGAGGGGUUAUUGA
This is a messenger RNA of Cyphellophora attinorum, 1518 nucleotides long. Its product is annotated as Protein mlo2. Gene Ontology annotation, molecular function: zinc ion binding; ubiquitin protein ligase activity. NCBI's taxonomy places the organism in Eukaryota, Fungi, Ascomycota, Eurotiomycetes, Chaetothyriales, Cyphellophoraceae. The record is from RefSeq and is a predicted model, not a curated record. Gene Ontology annotation, cellular component: cytoplasm. The coding region runs from base 1 to 1518 and encodes 505 amino acids. The transcript has a single exon.